AUGGGCGAGUCUUCUGUUGCGGCGGUGUGGCAUGUCGUGCGCAACACUGCUUCGGCAGUAGUUGCUGUCGGCAUGAACGAAGCCGUUAGCACUGCGGAUCUAUCUGAAACGCAGCUUUUUGAACAACACACACUCGCAGCCGAGGUGGGCACUGUCGUGGAGAACCAGGUUCGCGCUGCUCCCACGCAUCUUGUUUCGGUGCUUUUAGCAUCGGAUCAAUCUGUUCUUCUGCGACUGGUCCCAUAUCUUCCUGCGCUGGCAAAGUCGCCGGUCGUAUUCCAUAUUGAGACAGGCGCACAGCACGCCGACGUGCUUCUUUUGCGUCAGAGCGGUGUUUGCGUCUUGUAUUCGGCGACCGCAGCGCAAGCACAGGAUAAUGCAUUUGUUGCUCACAAGAUUGCCACGAGUAGUGGCACGGGCGUGCUUCACUUUUAUGACAAGGAUGCAUCCUCGCUGCAGCGCAUCGAUGCCGGCGCUUUGCGCAAGGCCAUCCCGAAGGAGGCCACCGCUGCAGCCCUCACUGAAGAGCUCGUGGAAAAUGCGUUUAAAGACGCUACCUCGCUUGCUGGACAUGCUGUACAACCUUACGCUGUCUACGGCGCCAACACGGGAGCUACUUCCUGCGCCAUUAUCCUUGGCCCCGGUGGUAACGAUUUGGCCGACGCCGCGCAUAUCCCUGUGAUUUCGCUCAGCUUUAUUCGCCCAUUGUUUGCACAGCGUCUGGUGGAGCUCAUUACCCCCGCUGCCGACCGCAUCGCAGUGUUGGAACGCAGUGCGAAGCGAUCCACACGUCUUGCGCCAUUGUUUGUGGACAUUGCAAGCGCUUUUCAGCACGUACCCGAGCGUUCCAUGCCUUCUGUAUUUAUCAGCGGCGUGCUUGGCAAUGUGAAUAUCAAGUCAGCCGACGCUGCAGCCCACACGCUCGCCCGCGCGUUUGACACGGGCGAGACUGGAUUCGUUGUCGGUGACGCGCUGUCUGUGCCUACCGAAUCAGGGAACAUGGCUAUCGAACGCAAAGAGUUUAGGCACGAGCGCGGCUACCAUACCAUGCUUGAACAGCUGUUCAAAGAGCGUCUCCAUGUGGUGAACGCGCCCAGCGACGCGUCACAUCCUUCUGCGGCAAGCCCUGAAUACGCCUUUGGUCGCGUUCUUGCAGAGCUGGAGCAAUGUGAUCAUCUUCAGGACGAGGCUCGCCGUAUUGUUGCUAAUGGCAGCGUUUCAGCCGAGCUUCUUCGUGCACUCGAAGCGUGGCUUGCUGCCAAGAGCGACGCACAGCGUGCCGAUGCCUGCACUGCACUUCGCACUGCACUAAACUCGUCCGAUUCACGGGACGUUGAAACCUUGCGCGCAUUUGACCAACACUUUGACCCCAAGAGUCGCUGGAUUAUUGGCAGCGAUGCCUGGGCGUACGACGCCGGUAUGGGCGGUGUUCACCACGUAAUUUCCUCUCAGCGCAACGUCAACAUGCUAAUUUUUGACACCGUGCCCUACUCGGGCCGCGAGAAUGUGCCGCUGCACCAGCGCAAGAAGGACAUUGGGCUGUACGCUAUGAACUAUGGCAACACGUACGUUGCUAGCACAGCGCUCUACGCAAACUACACGCAAGUUUUGCACGCCAUGAUGGAAGCCGAUCGCUUUGACGGUCCAUCUAUUGUGCUUGCAUACGUUCCCUAUCACAUCUUUGACGCCCCCGCUCUCGAUGUGCUUCGCGAGACCAAACUCGGCGUGGACUCGGGGUACUGGCCGAUGUACAGGUGGGAUCCCAGCGCGGAAGAGCGCGGCAAGGAAGUGUUCCAUCUGGACAGUGUCCGCAUUCGCGAGCAGCUUCGCGCAUUUUUGGACAGGCAGAACCACUGGAGUCUUUUGUCCAAUGCCCAGCCGCAACUACCGUACGACAUUGUAUCGUCGCAAGGCAUUGCGCUUCGUGCACACCAGCAGCGCAAAGCGAAAGAGGCGUAUGACAGCCUUCUCGGCUCGCUCGAGGGCCCACCUCUUCUCAUUCUCUUUGCCUCUGAUGGCGGCGGCGCCGAAAAAGUCGCAAAGCGCCUUGGCACGCGUGGAAAGUUGCGCGGACUUGGUGUGCGUGUGAUGGCCAUGGACGACUUUCCGUUGGACGAUCUCGCCGUGGAAACCAACGUUGUGCUAGUCUCUUCCACCGCAGGCCAAGGCGAGUUCCCUCAAAAUGGGCGCUUGUUUUUCAAGGCGCUUAGCAAAUUGCCCACGGGCAUGCUCACCGACGAGACGCGCUUUGCCAUUUUUGGUAUGGGUGACAGUCAUUAUUGGCCGCGUCCAGAAGAUGCUGGGUAUUACAACAAGCCUGCAAAGGAUCUGGACAAGCGCAUGGCUGACAUUGGCGCGCAGCGUCUUAUAGAGCUUGGUUUGGGCGAUGACCAGGAUGCGGAUGGCUGGCAGACUGGCUACAAGCCUUGGGAGUCGUGCCUUUGGAAAGCGCUUGGCGUGGACAAUGUAGAAGUCACGGAGCAGGAGCCGGAGCCCAUCACCAACGAGCACAUCAAGAUUGCAAGUAACUAUUUGCGCGGUACCAUUGUCGAGGGCCUCCAGGACGAGAGUACUGGGGCAAUUGCAGACACAGAUACGCAGCUGACCAAGUUCCACGGCACGUACAUGCAAUACGACCGUGAUACGAUCGAGGAGCGCAAGAAUGCGGGACUGGAGCCUGCUUACGGAUUUAUGAUCCGCGUGCGUAUGCCUGGUGGUGUUUGCACGCCCGAGCAAUGGCUGCAGCUGGAUCGCGUUGCCGAGGAUUAUGGCGGGAUUCCUUCGCUGAAAAUCACUACGCGACAAACUGUGCAGUACCACAUGAUUUUGAAGAAGAAUUUGAAGAGUGCGAUGCAAUCGAUCAACAAAAGCUUGUUUGACACCAUUGCCGCAUGUGGUGACGUGAACCGCAACGUACUGUGUACAUCGGACCCUGCCAUUACCGAGGUGCACGAGCAGAUGUACGAGUACUCGGUGAAAAUCUCAGAGUACCUCUUGCCCCGCAUGAAUGCAUACCACGAGAUUUGGCUCGACCGGGGCACGGACAGCUCCAAAAAGAUGCUCGUCGGCGGUGCUUUGCAGGACUACGAGCCCAUGUACGGGGCGUACUACCUUCCGCGCAAGUUUAAGAUUGCAAUUGCACUGCCGCCACGCAACGACGUCGACUUGUUUGCCAACGAUAUCGGUUUGAUUGCCAUUGCGGACCCACAGCGCAAGACGCUGCUUGGUUUCAACUUGGCCAUUGGCGGUGGUAUGGGCGUGACGCACUCGAUGAAGGCGACUUAUCCGCGCCUGGCCAGCGUGAUUGGCUUUUUGCGCCUUGACCAGGUUUGCGAGGCCUGCCGCGAAGUGAUGCUUAUCCAACGUGACACUGGCAACCGCCAAAACCGUAAGCAGGCACGCUUGAAGUACACUAUUGACAAGGUUUGGGGCGGUGCGGACAACUUCCGCGCGGAGCUUGAGCGCCGCCUGGGCUACAAGCUUGAGGAGCCGCGCCCCUACCACUUUGACUCCAACACCGACCGUUAUGGCUGGAGCCAAGACUACCGCGGCCUCUGGCAUUGCACGCUCUGGCUGGAGAAUGGCCGCGUGAUUGACGAGCCCAAAAGUCCUUUCCGUACUGGUCUGCGCGAGCUUGCCAAGAUUCACAAAGGCACGUUCCGCCUCACUGCAAACCAGCACAUUAUUGUUUCUGAGGUGACAGAGCAAGAAAAGCCCAAAGUAGAGGCACUUUUGCGCGAGUACCGUUUGGACAACUGGAAGCACUCUGGUUUGCGCUUAAGCGCUAGUGCGUGUGUUGCCUUCCCUACUUGUGGUCUUGCUAUGGCAGAGUCUGAGAGAUAUAUUUUUACCCUCGUCGACAAAGUGGAGAAGAUUUACCUCGAAUGUGGCCUUCGCCACGACGAAAUUACCUUCCGCAUGACUGGCUGUCCCAAUGGUUGUGCGCGUCCAUGGAUCGCAGAAAUUGGUUUUGUGGGCAAGGCGCCUGGUACCUACGUUAUGCUCUUGGGCGGAGGCUACAACGGCGAGCGUCUGAAUAAGAUUUAUCGGGAUAAUGUGCAGGAGGCAGAGAUUCUCGAGAUUCUCGGUAUUCUUAUCCCUCGCUACGCAAAAGAGCGCCUAAACGGUGAGCACUUUGGCGACUGGGUCAUUCGCGCCGGUAUCAUUGCAGAGACCACGCAUGGCGCCGCAUUUUAUGACCAUGUGGAUACACAAAAACCGCUCGUAGCAUAG
Molecule: messenger RNA, 4233 nt
Organism: Malassezia vespertilionis
Lineage: Eukaryota; Fungi; Basidiomycota; Malasseziomycetes; Malasseziales; Malasseziaceae
Gene: MET5
Product: assimilatory sulfite reductase (NADPH)
Exons: 1
Coding region: 1-4233 (1410 amino acids)
Biological process (GO): sulfate assimilation
Cellular component (GO): sulfite reductase complex (NADPH)
Molecular function (GO): heme binding; sulfite reductase (ferredoxin) activity; FMN binding
Source: RefSeq, a predicted model, not a curated record